Drosophila serrata is the source of this 1033-nucleotide messenger RNA. It is a transcript of the gene Sbp2, whose product is annotated as SECIS-binding protein 2. Lineage: Eukaryota; Metazoa; Arthropoda; Insecta; Diptera; Drosophilidae. The record is from RefSeq and is a predicted model, not a curated record. Gene Ontology annotation, molecular function: mRNA 3'-UTR binding; selenocysteine insertion sequence binding; ribonucleoprotein complex binding. Gene Ontology annotation, cellular component: ribonucleoprotein complex; mitochondrion.
UUUCAGCUGGGCACACUAAAAUGUCUCGAAGUUCGGAAAAAAUAAAACUCGUUGAUGAAAGGAUCUACAAAAAAAUCCAGGAUAAGGAUGAUGGACCGAGGAUAACUCCACGCAGCUCCAAGUACAAAAACCAACACAGAAAAGCGGAGCAGCAGUCGACGCUCCUAGACUUUGUGGUCAAGCCACGCCAGACACAAAGGCAAAUCAAAACACGGAAGCUCAGGAAGCGGCCGCAUCUAACAAUAACAACAAGGUGUUCGUAUAUUGCACCCAAAGCCAAAGGCAAGACGCGACUGGUUCCCAAGAAGAAGGAAACCAGGCUUAAGAAGUCCAUACGGAGGUUUCGCACCUUGAAGAAGGCUGAUGGGGAAGCUGAAGAGAUCGCCCAGGAGAAGCAUUUCGAGAACCUCUUUUCGGUGGAGGUACAAUUGCAGAAGCUAUCCCUUGAUGAAAUCACAAAAGAAGAUUUAGGAGAGACGAAGAAAGUGCCCUCCAUUCAUUCCCGACGCUUUAGAAGCUAUUGCGACAACUGCACCCGCCCUCACCUCAAGCAGUUGGCCAUCCAGUUGCUCAAGGAUCUGGAUCGCUUCCAGAAACGUGCCUUCGUCAAAAAUGAGAUCAAGGCGCGAGCCCAUCCUCGAAUUGUACUGGGAAUCCGCGAGGCCUUGGCCAGGCUUAGGAUUCGUAAAGUGAAGCUUCUGCUUAUGGCCACCGAUUGCGAGGUCUGUCCCGGUGAAAGUGGACUGGAUGAGACGAUAGAAGGCCUUAAAACCCUUUGCCAGCAGCAGAGGGUGCCCUACUGCUUUCCUCUGGCUAGACGUGAACUAUCCUAUGCCCUCCAGAAGCGGGCCCAAAUCUCCUGCGUUGCCAUUCUAGAUUACGAUGGAGCCCAUGAAGUAUACAAUGAUCUUAUGAAGGAACUAGAGGAUGCCCGUGAUGAAUACAAACGCUUGACUGCUGUUACGUGAUAAUAUAAUUAUUCUGUGACGGAAAGACAUAAAUAUAAGUGCCAGGAGGUGCCAAAGAAAACAUC